AUGGUCAAGAUCACUCCAACGAUCAAAUAUCUCGGAUUGUUGUUGGACAGACGAUGGAAGUUUACAGAGCACUUCAAUUAUGUGGAAGGAAAAGUUGCAAGUGUCACUCGUGCCCUUUGUGCGAUAAUGCCAAACUUAAAAGGUCCAUGUGAGAAACAGAGAAGACUAUAUGCGCACGUUAUUUGUUCCAUCAUUAACUAUGGUGCCCCCAUUUGGAGUCCUGAGACUUCCGAUAAGAAGAUCCGUGAAAAGUUACGUCGAAUGCAACGAGUCAUAGCGAUACGCGUGAUUGCUGGCUAUCGCACUAUAUCCACCGAUGCUGCUCUCAUCUUAGCAAGAGUCAUUCCAACAGAUAUACAUGCAGCAUAUUUCCGACGAGUGUUCCUUCGAGUUCAUGAUUUGAAGCGACAAGAGCUGUGGAAAAAGUCAGAAGAGAAAGACAUCAAGGAAGAUGAAGAGAUACUGUUGAAGAGGCAAUGGCAAAUUACUUUACAAAGACAAGAUGUGGCUGGUGCAAGAACAUGUCUUGCCAUUGCUCCCCACUUAAAUCAGUGGUUAAUUAGGAAUCACGGUGAACUGACGUUCCACAUGACACAACUUUUAUCUGGACAUGAUAGCCCAAACAUUAAACACAUCAAACACGAACACACUAUGACAUUCAUACGGGUACAGGGGGGGAUACACAUGGAGGGUGGUUGGGAAGGGGAAGGAGUGGUUUGGGGGUAG
Camponotus floridanus (Florida carpenter ant) is the source of this 726-nucleotide messenger RNA. RefSeq lists its product as uncharacterized. The record is from RefSeq and is a predicted model, not a curated record. Lineage: Eukaryota; Metazoa; Arthropoda; Insecta; Hymenoptera; Formicidae. Bases 1 to 726 code for a protein of 241 amino acids. The transcript is spliced from 2 exons.